CUGAGUCACAAUGAACAUUUCUAUGUUUAAAGCCGGGUUUGUCUAAAGAAAACUGGCUAAACUAACAGAAAUCCUCCAGAAAGUUUAGCCAUGGAUCAUGGAUCUGUUUUCACAUUGUCUCUUAAUAUCUAAACAACAGCAGAUUGCAUCAAGAUUUGUAUGAAAGGUUAAAUAAAACUGGCCUGUUUAAUAAAAGGAAAUGUUUGAUAUUUUCCAGCUGAAUUUGUUGGUUGUUCUCGGUCAGGUGGACAGCCUGAAGGUGAUGAGGAACCGUGUUGAUGAAUCGUUCCUGUUCUCUAAUGACGCCAUUCUGUCAUGUUUUCCUCAGGAAUCCUCAGCGUAGCGUCCAUGUUGGCGCCGCCAUGCUUCUGUGGCAGAUCCACACCCUCCACCACCUGGACACGUCUGGCUUCGGUCGUCCUUUUCCUCGCCACGGCCUCCAGCUGCUGUUUUGGUUCUCCAACCACUGCGUGACCUUUGAACCGGACAACUCUGGGGACGUCAUGAAGCUGGUGUCGGGGUGUCAGCCGGAGAACGGGGCUUUCGGCUUCCACAGGUUUGGGAACAUGGAGGAACUUCUGCCUGUUCUCCUCAAACCCAAGAAGAACAAGAGCAGCAGGCAGCUGGUUUACUUCGUGGUCGGGAACCUGAGCACCCAGUCUUACCCGCGGUCCGCCGACCUGCCGCCGUUCGUCCGGGAGAACCUCGGGGCGGGCGGCGUCUCCAACAGCGACCGCAUCAUCAUCAGUUACCAGGUGAAGACCCGGCUGGUGGACAAGGUCUACAUCACAGAACACGAAGACGCUGCUGCUGGACGGUUCCGAUCCGACGGAACUCAUGAGGUCAGCUCGCAACUGAUCCGACUUCUGCAGAACCCGCAGCUGGACCUCAGCUCCCUCCUCACUCAGAUGGGUUACUAUGACGAGGUAGUGAUGCUGCAGGACGCGGAGAACCCUUCAGUCCAGAUGAUGCUCAGCAUGAUGCAGAACGAUCCGACCGAGUUCUUCUCCCAGGCCUUCAAUCGCCAGCUGGACCUGGACCAGUUCUGCUCCAGCACUGACCCAGAUGGCAGCGGGAGCCUGGUGACUUACACCACCCUGCAGAAGAAGAAGAAGAAGAAGAAGAAGAGCAAAGCAGCAAGAAACCGAAACCUCGGAGGGAACUUUCCCUGCGCUCCAGCUGGUUGGAUCCAUACCGAGAUUAUUAUGAAGAUUACUGGAGCAGGUCCAGUUAUGGAUAUGAAUCUGGUUAUGGAUCCAGUUAUGGAUCUGGAGGCAGCCAUGGUAAAGGAAGCGAAGGCGGAUUUUCCUGGUUCCUGAAACUCUUCCUGAAAGCCGGAGCGCUCUACCUGGCAGCCAGAUGUUUGUUCUGGUUCCUCAGGAACAUCUGGAGCUCUAACUGGGAUGACAAGCUCCUCCAGCGGAUUCCAGGCUGGACUUCUCCGUAUCCCAGUUAUCCACGAACUCACAUCAUGCUGGACUAUGUUUACUAGACCUGUCAGGACUUUGACUAGGACGAAUUCUGAGUUCCUGCUUCAAAUGAUGCCGGUUGAAGACUCAAGAUGAGGAUUUUAAUGAUUCUAAAGUGAUUUUAUGUUUUUUCUAUCUUGUUUCAAAGCCAUUAUUUCUGAUUUCUUUCUUAAAGUUGAUGAAAACAUUUAAUUUAAGAUUAUAAUACUAUGUUAGACCAAUAAUGAGAAAAAAUGUGGAUUUUGUGAAAAAUGUUAACAAAUGAGCCUCUUCUGAACAUAUUUUCUGAUUUAUUGAUUAUGACUGUAUAUUCCAACAGGAGAAAAUUGUGUGGAAGGAAAAAAGUAGAUAAAUAGUGUGAUUGAAUCUGAGUGCAAAUCUAUCGAGGGUGUAAAACACCAGCAGCUCCUCCUCCCUGAGGAUCCUCGUCUGGGUGAAGCAGAAAAACUUUCCUUCAGCACAGAAAUCACAAAACAUGUCUAAUUUCUCUCUGGGCCUUCGAACCGGUCUGUUCAGCCAAAAUGUUAAUGUGGUGGUAAACACUUUUAUUUUCAUGUUUUGUUGGUGAAAUGUUGACAUUUUCAUUCAGAUUCAAACAGAAUCAAAUAUGUUUUAGGCUCCUAAACGACUGACAGGCUUGUGAUUCAUCACCACAGAGAUCAGGUCGCACAGCAGGAGCUUUUUAUGCUCCUUCAUCACGUCCAAUUAUUCUGCUGCGUCUGAUUUAUUCAGUAAUAAUUCAGACUGGCUGAAAGUGUUUAACCACCAGGGGGAGCUCUCGCGCUACUGCCAUGUUUGGUUUCAUGUGCUCUGAUCAAUGAUCAAUUGGUUUGUGUUUGAAUUCAGAUUUUUCUUGGUUUAUUACCAUUGAGGAUUUUCCAGACUUGUCUUGCCAUAAUCCCUUUAUCUGACGUAUUAUUGUUGUUAAGGUCUUGCCAUAAUCCCUUUAUCUGACGUAUUAUUGUUGUUAAGGUCUUGCCAUAAUCCCUUUAGCUGACGUAUUAUUGUUGUUAAGGUCUUGCCAUACCCUGUUCACGCCUUUAUGUUUUUGGGUUGUUUUAGUUUCUUUUACUUUGCAGAUCAGGUGUUUGUUCCUCCUCUGGGUUCAUAGAUUCUUUCAUGUUCUCUCUACCAGCCUGAACAACCAGAUCAACGUUCCUUCAGAACAUUUCACGCUUAAAGCUCUUCUUUUGUUUUGAACAUCACAUAAGAACAAAAGUUUUGUCCAGAAAAUGCAUCUAGAAAACUCUGGAAGAACUCUGAUGAAUGGCUGCUCGGCUGUUCUCCGUCACUCUGACUGUCCUCACCUUUCUCUGCUGCUCUUCUCUCUCAUGGCUCAACACUCUGCUUGCUUGAUUUGUUUUUAUUUCUGUAUUGAAUAUGAACAUCCAGAUCUUUAGAAAACCGAAACUGCUUUGUAAAGUUUUGCCAGCAGAUCCAAACAUGUUUCUGUCUCAUCUCUUUGUUUACCUGCAGAAGGUUCUGGAGGAUUUAUCAGAGGCUGAA
Poeciliopsis prolifica (blackstripe livebearer) is the source of this 2975-nucleotide messenger RNA. RefSeq lists its product as uncharacterized. The transcript has 4 exons. The record is from RefSeq and is a predicted model, not a curated record. NCBI's taxonomy places the organism in Eukaryota, Metazoa, Chordata, Actinopteri, Cyprinodontiformes, Poeciliidae. The coding region runs from base 279 to 1319 and encodes 346 amino acids.